Sycon ciliatum is the source of this 9141-nucleotide messenger RNA. RefSeq names its product stalled ribosome sensor GCN1-like. Gene Ontology annotation, molecular function: protein kinase regulator activity. The transcript is spliced from 60 exons. The coding region runs from base 212 to 8482 and encodes 2756 amino acids. The record is from RefSeq and is a predicted model, not a curated record. Lineage: Eukaryota; Metazoa; Porifera; Calcarea; Leucosolenida; Sycettidae. Gene Ontology annotation, cellular component: cytosol. Gene Ontology annotation, biological process: cellular response to amino acid starvation; regulation of translation.
CAAGCCAGCUGAUUCCAAUCGAAAGUUCUUGGUAUUUUAUAUCUAUUCAAUACCACGAGCUUUUUUGGAUAGUCAACCCAGAGGGACAUCCCAGGUCCAAUUCUGAGGGCUGACGCUGAAGCGUUGGCGGAACUAGUUCCAGCCGAGCCAUUGGCUGAGGCCGUAAACUUCAAAAAAGGAAACUGAGGGGAGAGAAAGACAAAAAGAGGUCAUGGCUGCACCGUUCGUCCAGGAGGCGUUGAAGCUGCUGACGCAGCGCGUGACAUCUUCCAAGACUCGUGCGCGAAUCGAGGCGCUCAGGGAUGUGGUCACUCCCGCCGUGAUACGAAAAGAGUUCCCCGAGCCGGCUGUGAAGUUACUGAUGAAGCUGCUCUCUCUGACAGUCGAGCGCUUCCGUGACACUGCAUCACAGCGAGCAGUCGAGGCUGUGAUCCGCGCUGCUGUUGAACACCACCCAUCGGUUGCGGUGAAAUACGUGAGCAAUGCCGUGUCUGAACUUGCACAGUCCGUUGCCAAGGUUGCACCUAGCGCGGCCAAUGGGUCGGCAGCAUACACCACGUUACGUUGGGCAUGUGUGAUUGUAGAACCACUGUUAUCUAAGGGCGGUGCGACCACUGCCGAGUUCAAGCAAUUGAUAACCAACCUGGCUGAUGUUUCUUCCGCCAUUCUGGCCAGCCCACGCAAGCCAGUGCACGAUGCAAGCAGAAGGUGUUUCUUCCGACUCUUCAACAAAAUUACUGUCGAGCCAUUCCUUGCUGCCAUCGUCUCUCUGCCACCAACUCAGCAGAGUCUACUGUGCCUAGUACACUACAUUGUCCUCUAUGCUGGUAGCAAGAAGGACCACACUUGCUGGUCUGCAAACAUGGCUCCACUUCUGGACGUCUACAUGAAGUCGGUGGUGCAGAGCAAGUCCCAGGUGCCGGAGCACAUCAAACGCUACUCCACAACCCUGCUCUCUCACCUGACACACGAGCAGUUCAAGGACGUUCUGCUUCCGUCGCUGGAGAAAGGCCUCCUGCGCGCGCCCGAGCACUUGAUUCCUGCAUUGUCCAGCCUGCUGGCUGGUAUGUCUCUGGACCUGAGUGCCUACGUCAUGUCGCUGGGAAAGCGUAUUGCUAGUCAGCUGUACAGUCAGACCGCUAGUCGUCGUGAUGAAGCUGUCAAGGCCAUCAUCAGCCUCUCCAAGCAGUGCAGUGAUGUCACUGCCGUCACCGACUUCACUAAACACCUCUUUGCCAUUCUCGCAGGUGCGGAGGGCAAGUUGACGGCCUCUGAACAGCGCGUUAGCGUCUUGUCAGCUAUUGGCGCUAUGGCAGGCAAUACUGUCGUCGGUGCUUCGUCCAUUCAACCGCUCAUCGAGGGUGUAAUCAAGCAGUUUUUGCCGAUUCUGCAGCAAGAAGUACACGAACAGACAUUGUCCCAUGCCAUCAUGCAGCUAGCAGCAUGGACCCAGCGUUUGCCCACCAGCGCUCCAGCCGACUUCCUCGCUGCUGUCAAGAAAAACAUGUCUCUGAAGAGUGCCUCCUCGCCUGUCCGAUUCUGCUAUCUACAUCUGCUAAGCCUCACGAUGAAAGGAAACCUCAUGUCCCAGGGCUCUGACGUGCUGCCCAUUCUUUCGCAGGCAAUGGAGCGUGCCGUAGCUCAGCCCCACCAGGUGCCCGUCGUGUCCGAGGCUAUUGCCGCUGCCAGCCUGCUUUGCCAACUCUCUCUCACAGAGCCAGAAGCAGAAUCGAAGUAUGCAUCCUUCUGGAAGGUUGCACUGGACUGCGAGAAAGCAUUGCUGAUGUCGGAGAAAGUGAUCUCUUCCGCUACUGAUGACGCCCUGCUGUUGAUGCUGAACUUCCUGCAGUGCCUGCUCUUCAGUCACGAACAGCGUCUCGAUGCCAAGUGUUCCAGAAUGGUGCACACUGUCAUAGUGUGGCUGCUGGUACACCACUCCUACCCGGUGAGAAAGAGAGCGGCCACCAUUGCUCUCAAGAUCGUCAAGAGCUCAGCAGGUGGCGUGGACAGCACUGGCUCCGGACUGCGCAAGGUCUUCGGCGAAUACCUCACGGCACAAGUUGUUGCAACGGAAACAUCUGAGGACACCGAGGGAGCGUCGUCCAAGGCGCCCAAGAGCGGCAGCAGCCAUCACUUUGUGAAAGCACUGCGCCUGGUCACCACACCACCCAGCGGCUCCGCUGGCUCCAUCAAGGACGAAUGCACAGCCAUCUUGCUGGAGUCGCUGCUCUGGGCACACCAUCCCGUCAUCGUUCAAACAAGCACUGAUGAAUGGAGUCGAUUGCUACAGCGUUUGAGAGUCGAUCUGGAUGACCUGGUAGCAGCGCCUCAUCUUGAUACACUGCUGGCCUGCAUCAGUGUUCCGCAGCUCACCAACCAAGCGGUCCCAUCACCAGUGCUGAGUGCAGUGAGCACUUUGUCAUCUCUCUGUCCUAAGUUCAUCGGUGUCAUCAUGACCAUGCUCAGUGGAACACUGGACACUCCCUUGCAGGUCACCGUCAACGAGAUGCGCAUCGCGCACACGCCAGAGGGCCAACUCUUCGACACCAGCCUGAUUGAUAAUGCCAAAGCGACCGAUACCAACAAGGCACAGAACAUCAAGAGAGAAUCGAAGCUGUACAGCUACGAAGACCAAAAGUGGGAGAUGGAGUUCAGGGAGGAACUGAAAAAGAAGAAGCAACAGCAGCAACAACCGGCCGCCGCUGCCGUUUCCACGGCAACUACCGGCAAAUCAUCAGCCAAGCCUGGCGCUACAAAGACAGCUGGCAAAGGCACAGCUGGCAAGGCCGGUGGCAAGGGCGGAAAGUCGUCUUCGGCUGCUGGUGAUGUUCAGCUCAGCAAGAAGCAGCAGGAGAUCCUGGAGGCCACGCUCAAGCAAGAGUCGGCCACCAGAAAGCGCGUGACGGAAAUUGAGACCAAGCUGAUCACGGCGCUGUCGUUCGUGGGCUGUGCUGCCACUGCCAACCCGUACGCCAUGCAGAAGCACAUGCCACAGCUGGUCACCUGGCUGAGGCGGCUGCUCCGCUGUCCACUGGGUGCCGGGCAUGCAGCCGACGCCUGGGUCAAGCUGCGCCCGGUUGCUUUCGACGACGAAGAGGAUAACGUCUGGCUCGGUAAGAGCGUGUCUCACGUCACCCUGCGUCUGCUGGACCCGCCGACGUGUCUGGACGAGUCCUGGGAAGAGGAGCCCCUACUGGCGCAGGCCAAGCGUGUGCUGGUCCAGCUGCACUCGCUGGCGUCCAGUGAACAGCUACCCGCUGCCUCCUUCUGCUACUGCUUCCCGAUGUUGGACAGCAUUCUCGGAGCCAUCACGUACGUGGCUGGCGUGAGCACGUUCAAUCGCGUGGCCAACCAGUUGGCCAGUGAAAUGCCCGCGCUGAUGAACAGCGCCAUCUCCUCUCUCAGUAUUCACUGCACAAUGCGGUCGGCUGCAGUUGGCAUGCCAAUCUCGACUGGGGUCUCUGCCGGUCUGAAUGGACUUGAAAUGGGAGGUGAUGAUGACGAGGAUGGUCCAGCUCUGCUGCCUUCUGAGGGUAUGUUCCGUUUGCUGGUUCACGUCAUCGGCAACGCCACUGAUGUCAAACUCGCCAAGUUGCAGCAAAAGGCGUGCAACUCUCUGGUAGCACUGUGCGAGUCGUUCAGCUCCAAGAGCGGCUGUGCCUCCCUGGGCGCCAGCGACCUGGAAAAUGUUCUGCUGCCGGCCAUGAAAAGCAAUUGUGAUGAGCUGCGUCGUGCUGUGCUCAAUGGCCUGACUGAGAUCAUACCACUCAUCCAGACUGAACUACAGAAUGUGGAGAACAACACACACUCACUGUGGGGACAAGAACUGGUGGACUCACUCUGCUGCCAUGUGUGGCUGCUGAGAUUCGACGAGGUCGAGAUCAACAAGACCUUGGCAGAGCGAUUGUGGGAUGCUGCUGGCAUGCUCAACGACUUUGUACCGAGCAGUGACAUCAUCAAGGACGUAUCGCAUGCCGAGGCCAAGGUUCGCAGCGCCGCAGCACAGGCACUGUCCGCAUCGCUGGCUCUCGAGCCGCAGGAGACCUUUGCUAACUGCCAGUUGUUGUUCGAGCUCUACGAGAAGUACCGCUAUGUACCCAAAGCAUCAGUGGACAGCAUGGGCCGACCGACUGGCCCUGCCCCCGAGGACCCAUGGCCAUCACGCUGCGGUGUAGCCAUCGCGCUGCGUCACCUUACCAGUCUCAUGCAGUCGUCUGACGUACCAGAACUGUUCACUUUCUACGUACCGACAGCACUCAACGAUCACCGCGUUGAGGUGCGCAAGGAAAUGCUAGCCGCAGCUACGGCUGCCAUCGAGGAACACGGAAAGGAUGAAGUGUCAGUGCUGUUGCCCAAGUUUGAGCACUGCUUAUCGUUGCCCGAUGGUCAGACCAGUGACGCUCUGCGACAGUCCAUUGUCAUCUUGAUGGGAACCCUGGCACGCCAUCUUGUAAAGGAAGAUCCAAAGAUCCGACCGAUUGUGGAGCGACUAAUCGCAACACUGGACACUCCGUCACAGCCUGUACAGGAAGCCGUUGCAAACUGCCUGCCUCCACUCGUGCCCGCCAUCAAGGACGAGGCCAAGAAGAUGGUGGCCGACCUUCUGGCAAAGCUUCUGGAUGGCACUCAGUUUGCCGAGCGCAAGGGAGCAGCCUACGGUUUAGCCGGUCUGGUCAAGGGUUUGGGAAUAGGAUCCCUUAAACAACUCAACAUCAUGCCAACACUAACGGAGGCUGUCCAAAACAAGAAGAACUAUCGUCAUCGUGAAGGAGCGCUGUUUGCUCUGGAGAUGCUGUGCUUGAUGCUGGGCCGUCUGUUUGAGCCGUACAUCAUUCACGUCCUGCCGCAUCUGCUCAUGUGCUUCGGGGACGGUAAUACCUACGUGCGAGAGGCUGUGGACGAUACAGCCCGCGCUGUGAUGCAGAAGCUGAGUGCUCACGGCGUCAAGCUAGUCUUGCCCUCGUUGCUGCAGGCUAUUGAAGACGACUCGUGGAGAACAAAGAUCGGCAGUGUUGAGCUGCUCGGAGCUAUGGCUUACUGCGCUCCUAAGCAGCUCUCUUCCUGCUUGCCGAGUAUCGUGCCCAGCCUGACCGGCGUACUGGCCGACUCCCACAUCAAGGUGCAGAAGGCCGGCGGGCAAGCUCUCAAGCAGAUCGGCUCCGUCAUCAAGAACCCGGAGAUCCAAGUGAUUGCAACCACCCUGCUGGAGGCUCUGGCUGAUCCUGCCACACACACUGCAGCCGGUCUGCAAGCACUCAUGGACACGGCGUUCGUGCACAUGAUCGACGCCCCAUCGCUGGCGCUGAUCAUGCCCAUCCUGCAGCGCGCCCUGGACCAGCGCAGUACGGACAUCAAGAAGAUGGCAUGCCAGAUCAUGGGCAGCAUGUACACGCUCACUGAUCACAAGGACUUGUCGCCGUACCUAUCUGGUGUACUGCCCGGUGUCAAGGCCAGUCUUCUCGAUCCUCUUCCCGAGGUUCGUGGCGUAGCAGCCAAGGCCCUGGGUGCCAUGGUGAAGGGACAUGGAGAUGAGAGCUUUGCUGAGCUCAUGCCCUGGUUGUUGGAGGUGUUGACUUCCGAGAGUAACACUGUUGACCGCUCUGGUAGUGCUCAAGGUAUGAGCGAGGUCCUGGGAUCGCAGGGUCUUGGCAAGCUGAGGGACAUGAUGCCGACGUUCGUCAGCGCCGCCCAGCAGCUAGACGCUUCACCUCACUACCGCGACGGUUACCUGAUGCUGUUUGUAUACCUGCCUGUUACGUUUGGUGAUGCGUUUGUGCCGUUCAUCAAAGACGUCAUCCCACCUAUUCUCAAGGGAUUGGCGGACGAGAGCGAGUACGUACGUGAGACAGCACUGCGCGGUGGACAGCGUAUCAUCAACAUGUUUGCUGAUACAGCCGUGGAGAUCUUCCUGCCCGAGCUGGAGGCCGGCAUGUUUGACGAGCACUGGCGUAUUCGCCAUUCCUCCAUGCAACUUCUCGGUGAUCUCUUGUACCGUCUGUCUGGUGUCACUGGCAAGAUGACCACAGAGGGCGACGAAGACGAAGGAUUCGGUACUGAGACUUCGCAGAAGGCAAUUCUGGAAGCCCUGGGCAGUGAACGCCGCAAUCGUGUUCUUGCCGGUGUGUAUAUGGGACGUAGUGAUGUGGCCCUGCUUGUCAGGCAAGCUGCACUGCACGUCUGGAAGGUGGUUGUUGCCAACACACCGCGGACGCUACGCGAGAUCCUGCCAAUGCUCUUCCAGCUGUUGCUGGGAUGCUUGGCCAGUACCAGUUACGAUAAGAGGCAGGUUGCCGCUCGAACUCUUGGAGAUUUGGUGCGUAAGCUCGGUGAGCGUGUUCUUCCUGAUAUCAUUCCUAUCCUGGAGCGUGGACUGGACAGCAAGGAGAGUGAUGAGAGACAAGGUGUAUGCAUUGGUCUCACGGAGAUCAUGUCGUCUACGUCACGUGAUCAGGUGCUGCAGUUUGUAGAUUCUUUGGUAUCGACUGUGCGUCGGGCACUGUGUGAUGAACUGGCCAAGGUUCGCAAGGCGGCCGCACAGACGUUUGACCGUCUCCAUGCCACAAUUGGCCAUCAAGCGCUGCAGCAGAUCCUGCCGCCCUUGCUCGAUAUGCUGAGUGCUGAUGGAGACGAUGCGACAGCAGCCCUGGACGGUCUACAGCAGGUGAUGGCUGUGAAGAGCAAGGACGUGUUGCCAUUCCUCAUCCCCAAGCUUACAGCCCCUCCUGUGAACAGCCGCGCGCUGGCUCUGCUGGCGUCGGUGGCUGGAGAGUCUCUCACCCGUCACAUUGGCCGCAUUCUGCAGGCAUUGCUAGAUGCUAUCGAGACCGCCACUGCAGAGUCUGGGGAACAGGAGCUUGCUAAUGCUCAGCUGCUUGUGUUGAGCAUCGUCGACGAGGUGGGUGUUCAGACCAUGAUUGAGGAGUUGCUUGCCAGCUGCAAGCAUGUCGUGCCAGCCAGGCGUAAGGCUGCCGCCUCACUGCUACAGGUGUUUGCAGCUCAGACACGUGCCGACAUUCUGGAUCACGUGCCUCAGCUGAUGCGCGGUCUGCUCAAGCUGUUUGCUGACCCGGACAAGGACGUGCUGGUGGCCGCCUGGGAUGCGCUCAGUGCUGUCACAAAGACUCUAUCAGCACCCGACCAGCUGGGACACAUUGGUCACUUGCGACAGGCUGUAAAGUAUGUUGCUGAUGAUGCUAUUGAUGGUCUCCUGCCAGGUUUUUGCCUGGGACCCAAGAAGGGUAUUGCCCCAGUACUGCCAAUGUUACGCGAAGGUUUGCUCAACGGACCACCUGAGCUCAAAGAGCAAGCUGCCAGUGGCCUGAGCGAAGUCAUCUCCUUGACAACGGCGGAGUCGCUGAAGACCAGCGUCGUCCCCAUUGCCGGCCCGCUCAUCCGUAUCCUUGGCGACCGCUUUGUGUGGAGCGUCAAGGUGGCAGUGCUGGACGCGCUGCGUAUUCUCAUCACCAAGGUGGGUGCGGUGCUGAAGCCGUUCCUGCCUCAGCUGCAGACGACGUUCAUCAAGGCGCUGUACGACACGAACCGCUCCGUACGCCAGCACGCCUCCAGCGCCCUGCAGUGCCUGGUGGUGUUGCAUGCACGCGUCGACCCUCUCUUCACCGAGAUGCACAACGGAAUCAAGACCGUCGACGACGCAGCCGUUCGUGAGACUAUCCUAGUUGCACUGCGUGGUGUACUGCUCAAUGCCGGCCAUAAGAUGAGUGAGGCUCUCCGGAAAUCCCUGACAGCUACGCUCGUCGAAAUGCUGUCUUCUCCCGAGGAUGAGAUCCGUGCUGGUGCCUCGUCAUGCGUGGGAGCCGUGUGCAAGGUCUCGCCGGCCGAAGACUUGACAGCGCUGGUCCGUGGCGAUCUUCUCGCGACUGAUUCGUCUGGCGACUGGACACUGCGACACGGCACAUCCCUGGCGCUGGCGGAGGCCACGUCACAGGCCAGCGGUGUCAUGGAGGAGACCGGCCUGAGAGGAGAGGUGAUCGCCGCUGCGACAACACAUUCCAAGUCGGACCGGAUUCCCAUCUGUUUGGCUGGUGUCAAGUCUCUUGGUCACCUGUGGUCGCACACAGUCCGUACACGCGGUGCAUCCACAUCGGUGGAGCCUCCUGUCCAUGCCUGUCUCGCCACUUGUUUGUCCCACAGCAGUGGUGAGGUACGCGUGGCGGCGGCGCGAGGUAUUCGCUCUGCUGCACGCCAGGGUUCUCAACCUGUCUCCGACAUUACUAGCGUUAUACCGGCUCUCACUGCCAAUGCAAGGGAGAAGGCCUCCCCGGCCAAGAUGGCCGCUGAGCUCGCUCUCGUGUCCAUUCUCAAACUACGCGACGGAGAUGCAGUGUAUCAGUCUGUAUCAGCUAAGCUGGAUGGUGCAGCCGCCACACAACUCACCGAGGUCUACAAGCGUUCGCUGACACGACUAGCUAAGCAGGAGGACGUGGACGACGAUGACGACGGAGACUCCGGAUCGUUUGUCUGAUCACGGUCUCGCGCCUAGCAGCUCAACAGUGUUGUGCCUGCGCCUCUCCCCGGGUGUGUGUGUGACGCUUUGUCCCAGUAGCCAGCCGGGUGUGUGUGUGUGUGUGUAUGUGCGCGUGCUCACACGUCCGGGAUUGCAAGCAUGACGUUGGGAUAUCCGCUUCGACUCUAAAUUUCCAAUCCAUCUUCCCGUUCUCGCCAAUCGUCAUGUAACUCCGCGUCAUUGCCUGGACGUUGGUUGCCCUUCCCUGAUGUAGCAAUGUCCGUGCGACAUAACAAUAUUCAUGCUUUUGUUGCUAUGACGACACCACCACCACUAGAAUCUAAGAACACGGGACGUGUCCUGCCGCCUCUUUCCUGCGUUUCCGUGACAACCAGUCACGCACGACAUGCUGUUUGUUCCUGCCGUGUGGUUCUUAUUUUGAAGAUGUCGUCGCACCGCACCCGUAUUGGGCUCGGUUUGUUGAAUUAGUCUCAAGCCUGCUGCGUGUCUGCUUUGAAAAAUGACUUGUUAACAGGGUUUCAGAUUCCAUUUUAUUUUUUUGGCUUGCUUUUAUUUCCUGUCCCUUUCCGGCUCAAUUCGGCGCUGAUCCGAAGUUCAUCAACUGUUUUGCUUUCUGCACCUCAUGCUUUCUCCCUGCGUUCUCGCGUGUAUCGAUA